Molecule: messenger RNA, 333 nt
Organism: Paramuricea clavata
Lineage: Eukaryota; Metazoa; Cnidaria; Anthozoa; Malacalcyonacea; Plexauridae
Source: the annotation of a GenBank genome assembly
AUGGAUAUUGUGCUAUUUACUGAAACAAGGUUUAACUCCUCAGACACUGACGAUAUAUACAACAUUGAUGGCUACAGGUUGUUCAGAAAUUAUGUUUCCCAAGGUACGGGUCCAGGACGUCCAUACGGUGGAACAGCUGUUUAUAGCCGAGUUCCUUUACAACAAGGAUACCUUUAUGCUCACAACGUCAAUGGAAUCGAGUUUACAAUUAUUAAAACAGAAAGUAAUCCGCAUCUAAGUAUAAUUGGAGUAUAUCGUUCACCCAAUAUUGAUAUAUCACGUCAACUGUCUUCACUACGUAGCGUACUUGAUGAAGAUUCUUCUGCAUUAUAA